Parasteatoda tepidariorum (common house spider) is the source of this 4368-nucleotide messenger RNA. RefSeq names its product hormone receptor 4. NCBI's taxonomy places the organism in Eukaryota, Metazoa, Arthropoda, Arachnida, Araneae, Theridiidae. The record is from RefSeq and is a predicted model, not a curated record. Gene Ontology annotation, biological process: regulation of DNA-templated transcription. Gene Ontology annotation, molecular function: DNA-binding transcription factor activity; zinc ion binding; sequence-specific DNA binding.
UCCUUGUUACAGAAAGCUAUUUCGAAUCUCUUGCAACUCUGGAACAGUCAGCGCUAAGGUUCUGAAAUUUAGGCAUUGAUUAAAAGAAGUGAUUUUAAUUCUGGUACAGUCAGCGCUAAGGUCCUGAAAUUUGAGAAUCAAUAAAAAAAAGUGAUUUUAACUCUGGAACAGUCAACGCUAAGGUCCUGAAAGUUGGGCAUCGAUUAAAACAAGUGAUUAUUAGUGCUACAUGUGCAAAGUUUGAGCAAAAUUGGUUGAAUAGAUCUGGACAAAUUGAAUUUCAAAAAAGUCAGAGAUGUCAACUUGCUCUGGAUAGCGGAUAAAUAUUUUCAAGUGAUAGUCUUUUAAUGUAUGGUCCCGCCGUGGACUGCGGUCAGCCUACCUAAGUUACGAGGGUGCGCGGUAUCGGAGGAGAAACAAAUAAAACAUCAGUCAAAAUCAAAAGCGAAAAACCUGAGAAUAAAACUUUUUGGAAAAGAACAGUUAAACAAAGAAGCAAUUUGUUUCUAAAAUAAAUUUAAUCAAAUCUGCUGUUACUUUAAAGGCGAUUCAGGUAUAAUUUCCCAGGAACUGUUAAAAGAAGAACAAGGGAUCAAAGAACUGGGAUAAAAGAAAGGAAGAAUAGAAAGAGAAAAUACAUCUAAGAAUAUACCGAUGUUAAACAUAUCGAUGUCAUCCUCAUGCAACGGUACAUACCGUUGUAAACAUACAUCUACGGAUGACAUAAGAACAUAAAAAGAAGAAGAAAAAAAAUCAAAAGGUCGUGACUCUCAAAGGCGUCGCUAACAUUAAAAAAGGCGCAACUGAUUCGAACGCAAAAUCAAAAUAGAAAAGCGAUGCGCUGGCGAUUUGGAUAAGAAUGAAGAAGCUAAUGAUAAAAAAAAGAUAAAUAAAAUAUAAAAAAUUAAAUAAAAAAAAAAAGAGAUAAAUACAAAUUAAGUGGGUCAGAAAGCGACAAAAACCGGUUGGCUCACAAAUAGGGCACGAGUACUCCGAACCUACUAUGAGUGAAAUCUCUCUGCUUUUCUCUAUGAUAGUCUAGCCAUGACCGCCACUGACCCACAUACAAGCAGCAAGUGUGCCGAACCUCCAAAAGAACGUAUCAUUUGAUUCAAACCGGCAACGGAGAAAGCAUCUUCCAAACAGAAGAUCCAGAGAGGAGAGUCUAUCCUUUUUUUCCCUCGGCAGCGCUACGUUCUUGGGAGGAAGGGUCGUUGUCCUCUCGCUAUCGUUUGCUUUCAGUUGCAAUGAUAUCAUUACUAAUACAGCAAUAACUUCUCUAGCUAACCACACUGCUACCAUUGGAUAUUAAUUUCCAUUUUAUGUAUCAUUUAUAUUGUGUCUCAUAUUGCCGAAAGGAUUGUUUUUGUUUAUUGUGAGUGUUUUUGUUUACUGUUGGAACGAAACUUUGACUAUACGAGAAACUUUGUUUUGUGAACUCAAGUUAACUUUCUGAACUGAAAAAUUCAAGAAUGGGAAAGUGAAAAUUUAUGUUAAAGAGUUUCUCAAUCGCGAGGACUAUAUUCGCAAUGAUGCUUUAACAAAUUAUGAUACUGACUGCGUGGAUACGUACCAUGAGUUUAUUUCACGAUAUCAAGUUAAAACGAAGGAAAGUGACCGACAACCUCUCCAACAGUGACAGCGAAGUUAAUAACGAUGUCAUAACUUCAUCUCCCGAAAGUGUAAGUGCAGAAAUCAAUGCCAGAGAUACCGAUGGAGGGUCAUCAUCAAGUGGUUCAACCACUCAGACAUAUUUGUCUGAGGAUGGAGGAUCGCCUGCUUCUGGAUCUCCACCCCACUUAGAGGCCAUGUGCUCGGACAUGCCCGGUAAACAUUACGACCGAGAAAACAGUCCACCACUUGAACAAAACAACAAGUGUAAAAUAGGUCCAGAAAGUGAACACAUUGUGAACGGCAUUGUUGAAAGUCCCCAACACGAGCGUCGAAAUAGUGUAUUUGAUGGCGGAGGUGAUAGGAGCAAUGAGUUGGGCGAAGGCUUGGAUCUUAGGCGCAAUAGACGAGACAAUAGCAUGGAAGAUCAUACAAUGUCUGUAGUAAGAAUGAUGGGUAACAACAAUAUUUACAAAACACCAUUAGUUAUGGGAGAUAUACCAGGAAAUGGGCCAGGUAAGACAAUGCUGUGGGCCGCAAAUAACGAUCGAAUGUAUGAGAGCACAAAUUCAUCACCACCACAUGCAUUGGAAUCCUUGAAGCACUCACAGCAAUUAUCACCAACUUCAUGCUCUCCUCAAUCUCCUUUGCCACAAAUGUCUAUGUUAUCUUCUCCUGUUUCUGCGCCUGUAACAGUAAAUCCAGUGUAUCCAACUCCGAUUUACAGCAACUCUCAGUGUAAGCCUUCGAUUUUAAGGACCGUUAUGACUUAUACUCCAAACACUAAAGAUGUGAUGCUAGGGUAUGCCACUACCCCUGCACGAGCAACUUUCGGACGAGAGAGUAGUCCUGUCGGUUUUACACGAUAUUGGCCCACCAAUGGAUUGUCAAACGGUGAUCAUAAAACAUUGUCUCCACCUCGACAUCUGACUGAAUCACAAGCACUCAAUUUAACUGUUAAUGGAUCUUCUAAAAGUGAUGAUGAGAUUCAGCAUCCAACAGGAUCUUCAUCGGCAUUGUUAUUGUCUGUUACUCAAAAUGCUGUAUCUUCUGCAUCUGUUGUAUCAUCUGUAAACCAUGUUGGUGAUGAGGAAGAUGAUGAGCGAAUGGUCUGCAUGAUUUGUGAAGACAGGGCAACAGGUCUGCAUUAUGGCAUCAUCACAUGCGAAGGAUGCAAAGGUUUUUUCAAGAGAACGGUGCAAAAUAAGAGGGUGUACACAUGCGUAGCUGAUGGUCAUUGUGAAAUUACAAAAGCACAACGAAACCGAUGCCAAUAUUGCCGAUUUCAAAAAUGUCUAAGGCAGGGGAUGGUUCUUGCUGCUGUUCGAGAAGACCGCAUGCCAGGAGGUAGAAAUUCGGGGGCAGUGUACAACCUGUACAAGGUGAAAUACAAGAAGCACAAGAAAGGGCAAAAAAAUCAAAUGAGGCAAAUAGAUCCCCCAAAGGUUAAUAAUACUCAUCCACCAAACAAUAGUCCUGUUAUUCGUUAUCCUGCCUCACCACCAGAAUGGCCCAGUGGUCAAAUCUUGAAGGCUGCCCUUACAAGUCCUUGUGAUAUCAGGACAUUUCGGUGUAACUUGGACAGUUGGAUGACCUCUUCAAGAGCAAGACAGAUGACACCAGAGCAAGCGAUGAUUUAUAUCACGCAAUUGAUAGACUGCGAUAACUUCGAAGAUGUAGCUGUCUUAAAAAAUCUGGAUGAAUUCAAGCAAGUAAAGGCUGAAUUGAGCGACAAACUCUUUCAAAUUGGUGAUAUGAUUGUUUGCAAAUUAGUUCAGUGGACGAAAUGCUUACCAUUCUAUACAGAACUACCCGUCACCGUUCAUACACAGUUACUAUCGCACAAGUGGCAUGAAUUGCUAGUUCUGACAACAACAGCUUAUUGGGCUAUAAGAGCUAACAACAACAACACCAAUAUGGGAAACGCCAAUGGAUAUGCACUACCACAAAAUGGAUCUCCUAAACCAUCGAAAGAGGAACUUGACCAUGAAGUCAACAUAAGUCUAUGUGCUCUACAAGGUGCUUUGGGAAAGAUAGUCGGAGAGGAAAUAGUUCUUGAAAACAUCCAAAUGGAAGCUGGUUCACUUGUAGAGCAAUUAUCUCAGUUGACUAUCACUUUUCGAAAAUUACAUCUGUGUGUGGAGGAAUAUGUCUGCUUGAAAGUUGUGGCCAUGCUUAAUCAAGCUGGUUAUCAAGGACAACGAGAGAUUGAAAUAAUCCAAGAAAGAUAUUUGUCUGCCUUGAGAGUAUUUGUGGAAAAUCGAUUUCCUCAACAGUCUGGACGAAUGAGAGAACUUCUGUCACGCUUGCCAGAAAUACAAGCAGCAGCAGAAAUACUUCUCAACUCGAAGUUAUUUUUUGUUCCCUUAUUUCUCAAUACGAACUUUAUUGGAAGAUAACGAGAGGUAGCAGCGACCAUCUUAUCAACUGCCUCUCAACGUCCUGUGUCCAAAAUGUCCGGAAAUAUUCAACUUUACCGGACAAUAAGGGGUUUGUCAUUCCAGUUUAUGAAUGACAACAAUGUUCGACUAGUCAGAAGAGCGUUGGAGAAAACCCCAAAUUUAAAAUGACAAGAAAAUUAAAGUGUUUAAGAAAGAUGUCAACGAUGUGCAAUAGACUGAUGUAUGGACGUUGUGUACAGUAAUGGCAAAAUUUGUAACAAUUUCUUUUUGUGUUGUUUUUAAGCAUUAUAAAUUUGAGCCUAUUAAGGCGUCUUAUUGCUAUUGAUUUAUGAUUAAAAUAAAAUUUUUGUCUCAA